AUGAUUGAAAAUCCUGAAUACAAAAUGCUUCAUCUAAAAAAAAUACUUGCUGCACAACUUGGAAUCGGACAGUCAACAAUUUAUAACACGGUAUUGGAGUACCAAAGAAAUAAAACCGUUUCUUCGCCAAAUAAAACUAAAAAUAGGGUCAAAAUAUAUGACAAAGUAGAUGAAUUUGACAAAUAUGCCAUUAGGAGAAAAGUUCAUCAAUUUUGGCACAAUCGUGAAAUGCCUACGUUAAACAAGGUUCUAGUAGCAGUCAAUGAAGAAGCCGAUCUACCAAAUAUUUCUCGAUCAUCAUUGCAUCGAUUGUUGAAAUCAAUGGAUUUUGUAUUCACUAAGCGAGGUCGUAAUACUGCUUUGCUUGAAAGAGAAGAUAUUAUUCUGUGGCGGAGAAACUAUUUAAGAGACAUCAAGCGAUAUCGCGAAGAAGGUCGACCAAUUUACUACUUGGACGAAACAUGGGUGAACGCCGGAGAUGUCAAUAGUAAAAUAUGGGUUGAUAAGAGCGUUUUAACAGCUAGAAUGGCUUCGUCUGCGGGACUUUCAACUGGUGCAGUAAAUCCAACUGGCAAGGGAAAACGCUUAAUUGUUUGUCACAAGAUGGAUUUGUACACAGAGGACUUUUGA
This is a messenger RNA of Macrosiphum euphorbiae (potato aphid), 630 nucleotides long. The record is from the annotation of a GenBank genome assembly. Lineage: Eukaryota; Metazoa; Arthropoda; Insecta; Hemiptera; Aphididae.